Molecule: messenger RNA, 846 nt
Organism: Colletotrichum costaricense
Lineage: Eukaryota; Fungi; Ascomycota; Sordariomycetes; Glomerellales; Glomerellaceae
Exons: 3
Coding region: 1-846 (281 amino acids)
Source: RefSeq, a predicted model, not a curated record
AUGCUCGACAAGAUGAUGGAGCACGGCAAUGGGGAAGUCUUCAUUUGUGUCGUCCGCCUCGUGCCAGGACCCCCGUCCUCGCAAUUACGAGGCCAAGAAAUACCUGCGAUCUCUGCUAUACCGUCCUCGGACGUGCCUCCAGCGCCCUCCGGAACGCCUCCUCCACUGCCCCUAGAGUCGUCUCUUCUACCACCUCUGGAGCCGCCUCUUCCGACGUCUCUGGAAUCGGUACCUUCACUUUCUCCUUCUCCCAAGCAAGGUGUGACGGAAUCAACCGCCAGGUCUAGUCGUGCUUUAUCUAUACAGAUCAAGAGCGAAGUGAGUCCUGGAGUGGAGACUGGUCGACAGGCCACCGACGAGGUCGAGAGCAGCAAUCGCCGAGUGGCGCGACCGGCUGGCCCCAAGACAGUUCGGCAGGCCCCUGCCCAAGACAAUGAUCGCCAAGUUGUGCAAAGUUGCUCGGCCCGGGGCCAUCACCUCUUGGAUUGCGUUUGGCCAGACGCCAGAGGUGAUUUGGUGGGCUGCCCGUUCUGCAACACCCAGGAGCACGUCAUGGACCUCUGUCCGCAGCAGCCCUCUUUCGAUGAAUGGGGGUGGGCGUAUAUUCUCAUCUACGGUCGGGCCAACAAGCCGCUGCUGAGGACCACACGCAGCUGGUUCCAUUAUGCCCAUAUUGGCCACCGCUUCACCUCCGCUGAUGCUCUUGAUUUAAAGACAGCAGCUGAGUGGAGAAGCGACAGCGCCUCUCAGAAUCACUUGAAGCGGGACCCGGAAACGAUGAAUUCCUAUGUUGUGUUUUCAAAUAUGCGUCUGAUGGACGAGCGGUUCAACCCCAACCAAGACUGA